GGCCGUGGGCAGCCCCCUGGUCAUGGAUCCUAUAAGCAUCUGCAGAAAGGCCAGGCGGCUGGCAGGACGGCAGGCGGAGCUGUGCCAGGCGGAGCCGGAAGUAGUGGCAGAGCUUGCCCGGGGCGCAAGACUGGGGGUCCGAGAAUGUCAGUUCCAGUUCCGUUUCCGACGCUGGAACUGCUCCAGUCACAGCAAGGCCUUUGGGCGCGUCCUGCAGCAGGACAUUCGAGAGACAGCCUUCGUGUUUGCAAUUACCGCAGCCGGUGCCAGCCACGCGGUCACUCAGGCCUGUUCCAUGGGAGAGCUCCUACAGUGUGGUUGCCAAGCACCCCGCGGGCGGGCACCACCUAGGCCCUCCGGCCUUCUGGGCACUCCUGGACCUCCGGGGCCAACAGGCUCCUCAGAUGCCAGCGCAGCCUGGGAGUGGGAAGGCUGCGGAGAUGAUGUGGACUUCGGGGAUGAGAAGUCAAGACUCUUCAUGGAUGCACAGCACAAACGAGGACGCGGAGACAUCCGUGCCCUGGUGCAACUGCACAACAAUGAGGCAGGCAGGCUGGCGGUGCGGAGCCACACGCGCACCGAGUGUAAGUGCCACGGUCUUUCCGGUUCGUGCGCGCUGCGCACCUGCUGGCAGAAACUGCCUCCGUUCCGGGAGGUGGGCGCACGGCUGCUGGAGCGCUUCCACGGUGCCUCGCGCGUGAUGGGCACCAACGACGGCAAAGCCCUGCUGCCUGCGGUCCGCACGCUCAAGCCUCCGGGCCAAGCCGACCUCCUCUACGCCGCCGACUCACCCGAUUUCUGCGCCCCCAACCGGCGCACCGGCUCUCCCGGCACACGCGGCCGGGCCUGUAACAGUAGUGCCCUGGACCUCAGCGGCUGCGACCUGUUGUGCUGCGGUCGCGGACACCGCCAGGAGAGCGUACAGCUGGAGGAGAACUGCCUGUGUCGCUUUCACUGGUGCUGCGUGGUGCAGUGCCACCGCUGUCGCGUGCGCAAGGAGCUCAGCCUGUGCCUCUGACCCGCAGCCUGCCACUCAACUGCGUGCAGUCUGCAGGACCACUGUAUUCCAGCAGGGUGCGCUGUUUGGACCGAGCAGGGUGCUCUGUCUGGACCCAGCGGCUCCCCAGGAAAAGUACAUAUCUAAAGCCUUGGGGGACUACAGGGGGCAGGAACUUGGGGUUUACAUCUGACCAUGAAGGCCUGGGGACCCUACCCCUUCAGCAUUCCCCAGAAUGGCCCUCUGUUAGUUUCUGCGGGAGACUAAGCAGGCUUUCCUUCCCCUUGGUCUUCCAGAUGGAAAUUAAAAAAGUAAAAAAAAAGCCAGACUCUGGCCUCUGGAGAUGGUACUCCUCAGAAUUACUGGGGUGGAUGGGUGACUUCAGUAUCAAUAAAGACAU
Molecule: messenger RNA, 1397 nt
Organism: Psammomys obesus (fat sand rat)
Lineage: Eukaryota; Metazoa; Chordata; Mammalia; Rodentia; Muridae
Gene: Wnt6
Product: Wnt family member 6
Biological process (GO): cell fate commitment; neuron differentiation; multicellular organism development
Cellular component (GO): extracellular region
Molecular function (GO): frizzled binding; cytokine activity
Source: RefSeq, a predicted model, not a curated record